This is a messenger RNA of Dufourea novaeangliae, 1852 nucleotides long. It is a transcript of the gene NELF-B, whose product is annotated as negative elongation factor B. The transcript has 7 exons. Gene Ontology annotation, cellular component: NELF complex; nucleus. The record is from RefSeq and is a predicted model, not a curated record. Lineage: Eukaryota; Metazoa; Arthropoda; Insecta; Hymenoptera; Halictidae. Bases 35 to 1852 code for a protein of 605 amino acids. Gene Ontology annotation, biological process: negative regulation of transcription elongation by RNA polymerase II.
UCAUGAGAAAACCAUUUUAUAAGAGAGAAUCAUAAUGAAUACUGCAAAAAGUAAUUGUGAAACUGGAAAUGGUUUGGAGGAUCUUGCCAUACCAGGCCAAGUUUUCUUAAGAGAUGCAUUAACAAGUUGCACGGAUCCAUUGAAAGCGAUAGAAGAAUUUCAGUUAGAAAAUGGUGUUUUACUACCAUCUUUACGACCUAUGUUACCUUUACUCGAUCUUCACGGAGUGAGAAGAUUAGAUUUUCAUGCAUCAGUUCUUGAAGAAUUAAGAGAAAAACUUAUAAAGAGGAUCAAUGAAAUUGGAACAGAAAGAGCAGAUAAGGGCUCAUCAGGAGAUAGAAGAUUAAAGGAAUUAUUGUCCAAAAGUUUCCCAGCUGUGAGAGUUUCAGCGUUAAGGCCUGUUGUUAUGUGUAUUUUGAGGAAUACACCACACAUAGAAGAGAAAUAUUUACGAGUACUUGUUCGAGAAAAGGAAUUAUAUAAUGAUGCAGACACAGAAGUUAAAAGACAAAUUUGGAAAGACAAUCAAAGUCUGUUUGGAGAUGAAGUUUCACCAUUAUUUAGUAGAUAUAUCAUUGAAAAGGAACAAAUUUUAUUUGACCAUAGAAAUUUAAACAGUCUUUUCUUCACACCUUCUCCCAAGGUGAGAAGACAAGGUGAAGUUGUACAAAAGCUAGCCCACAUGAUUGGACAUAGUGUAAAACUAUAUGACAUGGUGUUACAGUUUUUAAGAACUUUAUUCUUGCGUACAAAGAACAUACAUUAUUGUACAUUAAGAGCUGAAUUAUUAAUGGCUUUACAUGAUUUAGAGGUCCAAGACAUUAUUUCGGUAGAUCCAUGUCAUAAAUUUACUUGGUGCCUGGAUGCAUGUAUCAGAGAAAAGAAUGUUGACAUUAAAAGGUCCCGUGAAUUACAAGGAUUCCUAGAUAGCAUUAAGAGAGGACAAGAACAGGUAUUGGGUGAUUUGAGUAUGACAUUAUGUGAUCCCUAUGCAGUAAAUUUUCUUGCUAGUAGCGCUAUAAAAAUUGCGCUUCAUUUAAUAAAUGGUGAAGCAUUGCCUAGAGAAAAUGCAGUUCUUGUGUUACUACUAAGAAUGCUUGCAUUGGGUUUGUCUGCCUGGCAAAUGAUUGAUUCGCAAGAUUUUAAGGAACCAAAGUUAGAUAGUCAAGUUGUUACUAAGUUUUUGCCAGCACUUAUGUCUUUAAUGGUAGAUGAUCAAAUAAGACAACUAAACUGUAAACUUCCACCUGAUGAAAGAGAAAGUGCAAUUGCUAUAAUAGAACAUUCCGGCCCACCUCCUGAUGCCUGUCAAGCAUAUGCCCAACUUUCGGGGGUGGCUGCUGUUUUAUCUAUGUAUUAUGCAUUACAUGUAGGAGGAGGUGGCGGAGUUGGAAGAGGAAGAGGUGACGCUAGGGGAUUAAUGAGAGUAUUAGCUACUUUACCAAAUUGCCAAGCGCAACGUGCAUUUGAAGAUCCGUUUUUACAUACUUUGGUAUCGCUUUUAAUACUAAACAUGGCUGAUGAAUUUUCGAACGAAUCAUUUUGUACAGUUAUAUUUGAUGAAUUUUUCCUGGCCGGCCUUGGAAGAGACAAUGUGACACGUCAUUUACUCAAACUUCUUUGGUACAUUCAUCCAAAAUUGCCACCAACUCGGUUACAUACACUAAUGAAAGCACUCCAACCAACUAGUCAGCAUAAUGAAGCUGUACAUAGUCUCUAUGAAGCUUUACGUGAGAAAAUUGGAAGUCGUUCCACAGAAGAUCAAUUACCAACGACUGCACAAAUGGACACAUUAGGAAUUGAUUGUCCACCCUCUCCUCUUACUGGUGUACCCACACCAUCUUCAUUGUAA